This is a messenger RNA of Cuscuta europaea, 1737 nucleotides long. NCBI's taxonomy places the organism in Eukaryota, Viridiplantae, Streptophyta, Magnoliopsida, Solanales, Convolvulaceae. The record is from the annotation of a GenBank genome assembly.
GAGGACAAUAAUCCAACUAUGAAAUGGAAAACCUGUGAUGUAUGAACGGAGUGAUGCUGGGCGGACUCAGCCUCAACACACCGAAGUCUAUGAAAAUUCAUAGGAUUUGAAUUGGUCGCUCUUUAGGAGCCUUUAACGCAUUGUAAAAGUGACUUUGCAUAAACGCCGUGCUUAUCCAUUAAUGUAUGGAAUUAUUGAUAAAUAAUAUAUAUAUUCCGAGAGAGCAGAAGAGAUCUGCAGGGUAACAAUGGCUUCGCAUUCGCUAAAGAAUACUGCAUCGCUGCCGAUAACGACCGCCGAUUCUUCUCCGUCGGAAAGAUCGACGGAGGAUAAACUCUUCAAAGGAUCCUCCAUGACGAAGCGUGGAGCUUUAGCUGCCGUCUCUUACAUGUCCUGCGCGGUUCUGCUGGUGUUGUUCAACAAAGCAGCUCUCUCUUUGUACAAUUUCCCAUCUUCAAGCGUGAUCACGCUAUGUCAGAUGAUAUGUUCAUCUUGCUUUCUCUACCUUUUACGGCAAUGGAAACUUAUAUCUUUUCAUAUGGCCGAAUCCCCAACCAUACCUGAUAAUUCCAAAUCCUUAGUACCUUUAAAAACAGUGAUUGCUACUCUACCUCUGGCUGUUACCUAUCUCAUUUAUAUGUUAGUCACCAUGGAGUCUGUUAGGGGAGUAAAUGUGCCAAUGUAUACUACUCUCAGGAGGACAACCGUUGUUUUUACUAUGAUGAUGGAGUAUAUUCUUGCAAAGCAGAGGUACACACGCACUAUUGUUGGAAGUGUGGCAUUGAUUGUGUUUGGUGCAUUUGUUGCGGGAGCUCGUGACUUGUCAUUUGAUUUCUAUGGUUAUCUCGCUGUUUUCAUAGCCAACAUCACAACUGCUAUAUACCUUGCAACCAUAGCACGCAUGGGAAAAUCAAGCGGGCUUAAUAGCUUCGGUCUCAUGUGGUGUAAUGGGGUUGUUUGUGUUCCAUUCUUACUUAUCUGGACAUUUGUGAGGGGCGACCUGGGGGAAACUCUUAAUUUUCCGUAUUUGCUUUCACCUGGUUUCCUGGCUAUAUUGCUUUUAUCCUGUAUUUUGGCCUUCUUCUUGAAUUAUUGUAUAUUCCUGAACACCACACUGAAUUCCGCAGUUACGCAGACAAUCUGUGGGAAUAUGAAGGACCUUUUCACUAUUUCACUUGGAUGGAUGGUCUUUGGAGGUCUUCCAUUUGAUUUGUUGAAUGUUAUUGGGCAGCUUCUUGGUUUCACUGGAUCCGGUCUAUAUGCAUACUAUAAGCUUAUCGGAAAAUGAUACGCUGAACUCAAGAGAACGAUUUUCUUGGGGGUUAGAUAAAGUUGCAGCAUUUUUUGCAGUAUUGGUUGAGGCUUCGGAAAGGAAACUGGAGUUAACUUUCAUACAAGAAUCCCUUAUUCUUUUUGGAGGGAUCAAGAUCUGCUGUUUCAUGUGUACUGUAAUGUAAUUUAAGCUGGGUAGGCUUUAUAUCUAUUGCAGAAAACUGCUAUAUGAAAUGUGAUAUAUUUAUGUAAGCAAUUUUUUUUUCAAAAGGUGAUGAUGAUUGACGAGGGUUAAGUCGGUGAUACACACUAGUGUAGUGUCUUAGUGAGCGCCCUCGUGAUAUCAUGCGUGGUUGGAACUUGCUUAAAAGGUGAUGAUGAUUGACGAUUGUUUUUAUACGUAGUGCGUAUAAAAUAAAAUAUUAAAGAAAAAUAAGUUCUGCUUCAAUAACAAAAUGUUUUUGC